ACGGUUUUUCGCUAUUUUAAGCUAAACCGUGAUGUAACAAAUGUUUUUAUUAGUUUAUUCGGGACUAACAAACGUUUCCACAUCGAUUGCACCCGUUUCGAAACAAAAACUGUGAAAAAGUCAAUAUUUUUCGGCUAACUGAACACUACAAUUUAUUUUUGUUAUUGCAAAAAACUGUUAUUUAACAAAUUUUUUAAUUAGUCUAGCAAUCAAUAAUAAAUGACUAACCAUCGAUGUGCAAGUAAAGAAAUUCGAAAAGUCAAAGUUGCCUGCCUAACUUGACAGAGGAGUCAGCCAUAAGGAAAGGAAGGAAGGAGAAUUCAGUAAUAGAACGCAGACGGUCGACCAAUGGUGUAUCACUUCCAGAGGAAUUCUCGUUGUGUUAUUAGUUGGGACUUGCGUUUAAUCGCGCGGUUGGCGAGUGUGACUGGGCCCUUACACAAUGGGCUUAAAUCUGUUUACUUAAUACUGACCUAAGGAAUAGACAAAUAGUAGACAUUUUUACUUGCAAGGAAUAUUUGGGAUUAGUCAAUUCCUUUAAUCAGUAUUAGCUAAACCACUUUAAUACCGUCGUCUAAAUGUAUGAAUUAACACACCAUCGGUGUGUUCGGGUGGUAAAUUGGUGUGGUUGGCAUUUCUUGGAUUAGAACAAUUCAGAGAUAACAUUACUGGUACUGUAGAAAGUAAACAUUUUUUGAACGACAUGGUGGAAGAAAUUAGAUUAAAGUGGUGUGAGGACUUAGAAGAGUUACUUCAAUGUCCUGUAUGUUAUGAACGACCAGUGGGAACCAUAUAUCAAUGUAUACGGGGGCAUCAUAUAUGCAACUUUUGCAGGACACAAAUGGAUGACUGCCCUCUGUGUAAAUCAUCUUUUUCCUUAACACGAAGUUUUCUUGCUGAGGCAUUGUCAUCGAAGCUGGAUGAUAUUAAGUUAUCUUUGAUAAAUCCAAUGGAUGCUAUUAAUAAAAAACCUACAGUAAAACAAUUUUGUGAUGUUGCAACUGGUACUGAACCUAUACCACUUGAUGUAAAGAAACCAGAACUACCAAAAGCCGGGAAAGGAAUAUUUCCAUGUCGUGUGGGAUUUUGCUUAGCAGAAUUGCCACAUGGUAGAAUGAUACCUCACGUUCGAUAUUUCCAUGAAGAUAAACUUUAUGAAUUAUCUAGCCCAGAUGGUGAAACUUACACACAAGAUUGGCAAAUAAAUUAUUUGAAGAAGUCAGAUUUUGAUAUAGCUCUUCGCAUCAAGGAAAUGGGCCUUUUUUUUCUCAACAUCGUUUUUGACGAUUAUGGUGAUUUAUGUGGAUGUUUGCAAAUUGUGAAUAGUUCAUCUAUAGGAAAACAAUUCGAAUAUAAACUCGAAGUAGAAGGAAGACGUAGAAAUUCCAGUUUCACAGGAAGCGUUCCUUCUUGCCGCUCAUCUUCUAAAAAAAUUUAUGAUGAUUGUCUUCAUGUCAAUAGCACUGACAUGCUGCGUAUGAUUAGUGAUGACGGACUUUUCUCUUGUAAAUUAAGUAUAACGCGUGAUUGUCAACCAGAUGCCAAGUGUUUGUAUUGGUAUAAAUCUACAUAAUCGGAUCACAGAACGGAACAAUCUACCAAUAAGCGAUAAAUAGGGAAAUGCCACAUGUGAAACAAAUGUGUACAAUAUGCGUUGAUGAAUAUGUUUAUUUUGUUUUCAAAUGAGUUACAAACCUGUUGUUCUGUAACGCGUGGAUUUUACUUUUUUUUAUGUUGUUAUAUUAUGUGCAUAAGCGUUCGGACAAUAUGACGUAAGUGUAAGAUUAGUGUAUAAUAGCUGUAGGAUUUUUGGUCAAGAUGUAGUUUACAUCUUAAAAAGUUAGUUAUUAUAAGUAUAUGUUUUGUAUGUAAUUGCUAGGGAACACGCACCAAAUCAUUCAAAAAGAAUAACCAAAGACAACAUCGUAUAGUGUCGAUAUUCGCAAAUAUGAUAUAUAAUUACGUUUAGUUUUAUAUGCGUUUUCAAACAUAGAAUGACAAACUAUCAGAUCCUUAUUCUGAUAAUAAGAAAUGUAAUCAGUUUUAUAUAAUUUGCUACACCUGUAAUUUUGUUUUGUAUUCCAUUAAAAUGCUUUUGACUCUGUAUUUCCUAUUUGCUGCCAGAAAAAGGAAUUUUGCACAUGCACUCUUUCAAAAUUGGAAACGUAUUAGCGUAGAAAAAUGACAAGAAACUACAGUAAAAUUUAUAACAGAUUGUGAGAAAAAUAAAAUUUUAAUGGCAAUAAUUACAA
Molecule: messenger RNA, 2252 nt
Organism: Cephus cinctus (wheat stem sawfly)
Lineage: Eukaryota; Metazoa; Arthropoda; Insecta; Hymenoptera; Cephidae
Product: E3 ubiquitin-protein ligase SIAH1B
Exons: 6
Coding region: 704-1573 (289 amino acids)
Biological process (GO): multicellular organism development; proteasome-mediated ubiquitin-dependent protein catabolic process
Cellular component (GO): cytoplasm
Molecular function (GO): ubiquitin conjugating enzyme binding; ubiquitin protein ligase activity
Source: RefSeq, a predicted model, not a curated record